GUUUUUAUCUUUUUGUAGCAAAACUGGCGAAAACCCCGUGGAAUCGACAAUCGGGUGCGGCGGCGCUUCAAAGGCCAGAUGCUGAUGCCCAACAUCGGCUACGGCAGCAACAAGAAGACCAAACACAUGCUGCCCUCCGGCUUCAGGAAGUUCCUGGUGCACAACAUCAGAGAGCUGGAGGUCCUCAUGAUGAGCAACAAGACCCAUGCUGCAGAGAUAGCCCACAACGUGUCGUCUAAGAACAGGAAGUUGAUUGUGGAGAGGGCAGCUCAGCUGGCCAUCAAGAUCACCAACCCCAACGCCAGGCUACGCAGCGAGGAACACGAGUGAUCUGGGACCACGACUCUUCGUCUUUCAAUAAAUGAUCUAUAAACCUGUCAA
Messenger RNA from Oncorhynchus masou masou (cherry salmon), 381 nucleotides. RefSeq names its product large ribosomal subunit protein eL32-like. Lineage: Eukaryota; Metazoa; Chordata; Actinopteri; Salmoniformes; Salmonidae. The record is from RefSeq and is a predicted model, not a curated record. Gene Ontology annotation, molecular function: structural constituent of ribosome. Gene Ontology annotation, biological process: translation. Gene Ontology annotation, cellular component: ribosome; cytosolic large ribosomal subunit. The transcript is spliced from 2 exons. Bases 79 to 330 code for a protein of 83 amino acids.